Messenger RNA from Helianthus annuus (common sunflower), 1016 nucleotides. RefSeq names its product ethylene-responsive transcription factor 3-like. The transcript has a single exon. Gene Ontology annotation, biological process: regulation of DNA-templated transcription. Gene Ontology annotation, molecular function: DNA-binding transcription factor activity; DNA binding. Bases 213 to 806 code for a protein of 197 amino acids. The record is from RefSeq and is a predicted model, not a curated record. Lineage: Eukaryota; Viridiplantae; Streptophyta; Magnoliopsida; Asterales; Asteraceae.
AAAAUAAAAUCAUAAAAACCAAAAUCAAGAACACAGGAAAGGGGGCAGAACCUCCCAAUUAGGGUUCAUAAACCCACACAAUAAUCUCUAUACAAAAUGUAUAGAUCACACUUCUACUCAACUAUUCAGUAACAAUCUUCAUCACUUCAUCAAUUUCAUCCAUCCUGAAACCCUAAUUUCCGUCGUCGUACGUCCGUACAACCAGAUCCAUCAUGCGCAACGGCAAAAUGGCAGCUCAGGCGACCGUCGGAUCUGAAUCGGCGACCGGAGUUAGGUACAGAGGCGUAAGGAAGCGACCGUGGGGAAAGUUCGUUGCAGAAAUCAGAGAUCCGUUGAAAAAAGCUAGGGUUUGGCUCGGUACGUUCGAAUCGGCGGAGGAGGCGGCGCGUGCAUACGACGCCGCUGCUCGGAACCUUCGUGGAGAUAAAGCGAAGACGAAUUUUCCGGUCGCCGGUGUACGAAACCCUAGCGGUUACGCUCAGCAAACGGAGGAUGUAGUUGUUGUUUCUCAGUUUCCGACGUGUAGUAGUUUGAGUAGUACGGUGGAGUCUGUUAGCGGACCACGGCGCGUGACGGAGGCGGAGGCUGUGCGGCCGCGCGUGCUCGUUACGGCGGUGGUGGAUGAUUGUGAUUAUUGUGAUAGUUCGUCGUCUGUGGUGGUUGAUGAAGGUGAUGUUGAAGAUAUUGUUACGUCGUCGUUUCAGAAAGUGAUUCUGCCGUUUGAUUUGAAUGUUCCGGCAACGGUGGAUGACACGUGUGGUUUUCCGGUGGACGGUGGGUUUAUCUGUACGAAGCUUUGUUUGUGAUGUUUAAGGGUUUUUUUUUUUUUUACACUUGUUUGUUGUAAUAGUUUGUAGUUAAAGUUGACUGGAUCAAGGUUCAUUAAGAUGAACUUUCAAGGUUGAAUUGUGGUUGAGUUUUUAGUUAACUGGUUAGAAAUUAUAUUUGUGUUUGUGUGCUCUGUAUGUAUACUAUUUAUUUUUUUAUACUAUAUGGUUCGGUCGGGUGAUGGUUUC